CGAGACGCCCAACACUUCCGGGUAGUAUUGGCGAGCUUAGACAACAAUCAGCAACACCAUACACGAGCGUCCGCCUUCAUUUACUCCUCGGAGACCAGCUUAUGGAGUGAUCGUGUCUCAGCACUGCUUCCAUCCGACGAUUCCAUGCAUUUUAUGAGCUCGCCCGCUGUGCUUGCUGGGGAUUCCCUUUACUGGAUUCUUAUUGGGAAAAUUUCGCGUGUACUUCUCGAGUUUGAUUUGGAUAAGCAGAGCCUAUCUGUGAUGCAUCUGCCACUGGAUAGGUUUGGCUUUUGCCAACCAUGGGACAUCACGGUUAUGCGGGCAGCGGGCGGCGGGCUCGGCUUACUCUUCAUGUCAGGCUUGACUGCCCAGUUAUGGAAGAGCAAUACUGAUUCUGAUGGUGUUGCUUCAUGGGUGUUGGGGAGAACUAUUGAGCUGGACAAGCUACUUCCCCUCAACUUAAAGAGAGAGAAACGGUUCCUAAUGAUUACAGGUUUUUCUGAGUCCAAUAAUGUGGUGUUCCUGGGGUCAGUUGUCAGCCUUUUCACGGUCCAGCUUGACUCGUUGCAGUUCAAGAAAAUUUCCGAAAUCAGAGCGGGGUAUUGGUAUCAUCCAUUUGAAAGUAUCUAUGCUGCAGGUAUCUAGAACUGUAUUCCGGUUGCUGAGAUGCAGGAAUGGGCUUGUUCGCUAAAGGUCCUUCAAUUCUGCUUGGAUAACUUAAUGUGGACCAUCUACAUAGCUUGCACUGGUCAACUGGGAAGUGGAUUUGUAGGACUUGGCCGUUUAGUUUGCCAGCUUCAAUCUAUUAUCUAAUUCUGAACACAGCUAGCCAGCAGAACGAUGAAGAUACAUUGACUUUUCUUCGAUUAAGUAGUACUACUUAACUGGUGGCUCAUUUGCUUUAAGCUUUCCAUACAAGCAGUUGUGUGUGUGUGUCUUCAUCUUUCCACUUUCUGAUAUUUUUAAGUUGUAUCAGAUUGAGAGGUUUGAAUAUCGAAAUUCUGCUUAUGUCCCAUUCGGUGUG
Molecule: messenger RNA, 1024 nt
Organism: Lolium perenne
Lineage: Eukaryota; Viridiplantae; Streptophyta; Magnoliopsida; Poales; Poaceae
Source: RefSeq, a predicted model, not a curated record